Cherax quadricarinatus is the source of this 920-nucleotide messenger RNA. The record is from RefSeq and is a predicted model, not a curated record. NCBI's taxonomy places the organism in Eukaryota, Metazoa, Arthropoda, Malacostraca, Decapoda, Parastacidae.
GAGACGCCAGCACACUUCCUCCCGCCUUAACAUGAAGGCGCCACCGCACUACGACUUCCGAUACACCGUGGGUGACCGGGAUGCCUACGGGAGUCAAGUUGAUUUCGGUCACCAGGAGACCCGUGACCUCGGUCACACCUCCGGCAGCUACUACAUCCUGCUGCCAGACUCCCGGGUCAUGAAAGUAGUGUAUUACGCUGACGAGACUGGCUUCCAUCCCGAGUACACCUACGAGGGUGAGGCUGAGCUCGAUCUUCCUCAGCUAGACCCUUUCCAACGGCUGAACACCUACGAGGGAGGCGCAAAACUAGAUUCUCCGGAAGUGGAUCGAUACCCUCGGCCAUCUCGUCUAUAUUCUAGCCCUAGUGAGAAAUAGAAAGGCAGUUGGAAGAGAUUAGGGAAGAGAAAUUAGUUGAUCCACAGCAUGUAGGUCCUUAAUUAAAUUUGUUUCUGGCAGGGAGACGAGGCUGCUGAUCUACCUGGCCUGGUGGUUAACGCUCUCGCUUCACACGGCGAGGUCUGGGUUCGAUUCCCAACCAGGGUAGAAACAUUGGGAGUGUUUCUUUCCACCUGUUGUCUAUGUUCCCCAUCAUUAAAAUGGGUACCUGGGCGUCAGUCGACUGGUGUGGGUCGCAUCCUGGGACACUGACCUAAUUUGCCCGAAAUGCAGAGCAUAACAAGAGUGUCUAUAUAGUAGUAUGUCAUUGUCAGCUAGGGCUGUAUACCUUGUACAUGCACUUGUAGUAAAUAGAUAUAUUAUUAUUAACCACUGACGUGGGCGAGUAGAAAUUUGUGGUCCUCUGUAGGUGGAAAUAGGUGGGUGCGAGUACGGUCAGUCUAUUAUUAUUAUAAUCAAAAAAGCGCUAAGCCACAAGGACUAUACAGUACGGUCAGUCUAGCUUUGGCAAAUAGGUAUAUUA